AUGUAUAUAAAAAUCUAUAAGUAGGCUGACAAGACCACCUUAAUUAAGAGAGUCUAGACAUACCAAAAAUAAUUAUAAAGAACCAUCUACUAUAGUCUUAAAGUUGGGGAGUCAACCUAAUGUGGGAAGUAAUUAAUUAAGUAAAACUCACAGAAUUACCAUCUAAAGUCAUAUAAUAUAAUCCUACUACUGAAGUAACAAGAAUAAAAAACAAAUCGAUUAGUUAACACACAAAUGGAAAUGGGAUCCAUUAAUAAGUCAAUUACUACAAAUAACCAAAUAAACGAGUGAUCUAUGACUCAACAAAUUGUUUAAAUCCUUAAAUUAAUCGAUCCUCAAGUAAUAGAAUUAAGAAAAUUCAUUCAGUUACUUCUCAUAAUUGUAAUAGUUUUAUCUAAAUUAAUAAGAUGAAUGUUUUUUAUAAAAUCUUGAAGACCAUAGUCGAAACAAUAUCGUUUAGAAUGAAAUUACAACUAGCAAUGAAAUUAAUGAAGGAAAGAGAUUAUUUACAGAAAAUAAGUUAGAAGAAGCUUUGAAAGUAUUCUAAAAUUAUCUAAACAAAUAUGGUUUAAAUCCAGAGGCUUUAUAUAUAUCAGGAUUAUGUUAUAUGUCUUUGGAUUAAGAAGAAAAAUAUAUUGAAUAAUUUUAGACUCUCAUCAAGAUUUUUCCAACAUUUAAAAGAACUGUUUAUAUGUAUUUAGCCUUAGCUUUUAGAAAAAACAACAAUAUUAAUGAUGCAAUUAAUGUGAUUACAUUAGGAAUUAAUUAGUUUAAUAGAUAUUUUGAAGCAUUGAUAUUUAGAGCUAAAUUAUUUUUAAAGUAAAAGAAUUAUGAUAAAGCUAUUAAAGAUUAUAAUUCAGCAAUGCAAAUAAACUCAAGAAAACCUAUUUGUUAUGUUGGUUUAAGUGAUUGUUUUAAGUAGACCAACAAAAUUUAUUAAGCUAUUGAAGAGUUAAAUAAAGCUAUUGAAUUGGAAGAGUCUUCAAAAUAAAAAUAUAUUUUGUUGAAACGAUUUUCGAUUUAUUUAGAUAUCAAAGAUUUUGAAAAAGCAAAACAAGACAUUAAUCUUUUACUGGAAAUAUGUUAAAAUGAUUCUGAAGUUUAUUAUUUCAAGGGAAUUUUGAUGCAAAAAUAGAGUAACAAAUAUACUUAAUAAUAGAACAACUUCAAGAUGCACUUUUGUCAUUUGAAUAAUCAAUAAAAUUAAAUAGUGAAAAAAAGCCAGUAACAAAAUCUCUUUAUGAAAUUGUGAAAAUAAAGAUUGAAUAAAAUGAUUAUUAUUCUGCGUAGCAUGAACUUGAUAGAGCAUCUUAUCUCGAUGUUGAUAAAACAUAACUAUAAAGGUUUGAACUCUUUGUUGGAGGAGCUAUUUAUUUAAUGAAAAGAAAAUUUGAAGAUGGGACUCAUUUGUUAACAGAAAUGAUCACAAAGAAUCAUUAAAGUGAUAAUCUCAAAUUUUAAGCACAUUAAUAUAGAGCAUAUGGAUAUUUUUGUUUAUCAAAGUAUAAUUUAGCAAACCAAGACUUAGAAUUAUAUUAAGAAACUCUUUUGGAGAAGGUAUAUUUAAUAAUACAAAAUAUAGGCAUCUCUUUAUAAUAAACUAAUCUGUCAUGGUAUAAUUAAAUAUGAGGAUAAUGAAUUAGAUUAAAGUAAAAGAGAGUUUUUGUAAGCUCAUAAAAUACUACCAAAUAAAAUAGAACCAUUAUUUUAUUAAGCAAUUAUUUUAAUUAAAAGAUAUUGUUCAAGUCUUGAAAAAAUGAGUGAAGAAAAUAGAAUAAAGUAUUUAAAAGAAGCCUUAGAUUUACUUGAAAUGGCUGCAAAAAUUUGUGAAUAAUCUAAUUUGCUUUUCUACAAAGGAAUAUUACACUUUGCCCUUGGAAAUUUAGAUUAAUCUGCAUUAGACUUUGAAUAAGCUAUUGAAAAAUCUGAAGAUAAUUAAGCAUAACACUAUUAUGUUAGAGGUUUGCUUUAAUGUUAACGAUAAUUAUUUAAAUAGGCAGUGAAUGAUUUUUCUAUUUGUUUAAGUUUGGAUUAAAAUCAUCCAGAAUCAUAUCUUAAUAGAUAUAAAUUAUUAACAAUGAUUGGAGAUGUAGAAACAGCUUAUUUAGAUUUAAAAAAAUAUGUUGAUUUAAAAGAAUAAUAUACAAUAAAUUAUCACACUGUAGGAAUUCUUUAUUUUUUAAUUGGAGCUUAUGAAGAAGCAAUCUAAGCAUUUAAUAAUUGUAAAACUUUAUAAGGAUAAUAUGAGAAAGUUAAAGUUUUAAUUUAUGGAAAAGAGUUAAAUUUAGCACUUAAUGAACUUACUAUUAUCAUAGAAGAAAUGUAAAAUUAAGAGGCCAUUAUUGAUAAACAAGUACUAACUAUACUUAAGGAAACUAGUUUAUAAAUAUCAACUAAAAUUUUAGAAGAUAGUAUAAAUGCCAUUAUUAAAAUUUAGAAAAGCUAAUAAGAAGGUUUGAUAUUUAGAUAAUCAGAUAUCUAUUUUUAUAAAGGUUUAUUUUAUACUUAUUUGUAAUAAUAUUCAAAAGCUAAAUAAUGUCUUCGCUAUUCAUAUGAUCUAAAAGAAAAAGAAACUAAAAAAUCAAGGAAUACUUCAUUAAUUAAUUCAAAUUCUCUUGAAGAUUUUGAUUUUAACAAUAAGACAUACAAUAUCUAUGAACAUCUUUAUAAUUGUGCAAUUUUAGAUGUUAUUAUAGGUAAUCUUGAAGAAGCCUUUGAAACAUUAGCUUUGCUCUAUGAACAUCUAACUUAAAUUGAAUUUCGAGUUCAAUUAUAAAUCUUUAUGGAAUUAUUAAGGGAUGAUUUAUAAGAUACACCUCCAGAAGAAGAAUUUUAGAAAAUAUAAGAAUUUUAAUUAUUCCCAUAAUAAAAUAGACUUUGUUCAAUUUAUCCAUCAAUCUAAUUACCUUUAAAAAAAUAUUCUGUCUAAAUAAAGAUGUCUUUUUGUUUGCCAAUGGUUGAAUUUCUUUCUUAACCUAUUUUAUUUGAUGAGUAGCUUCUAUAAAAAAUAUCUGUAAAUAAAAUCUUUAUUUUUAAAGCCUAAGGUUGUAGAGAAUAAACCAGAAGCUCCUUGGAUUAAAAGAUCAAGUGAUGGAGUGAUAUUUACUGACAAUAUUUAAUUUAUUGAUGAUUUAGAUCUUUAAUCCACUGUUAGAAAAGAAGAGACAGAAGAAACAUAACAAGAAGUUGACAAUCUUUAAGAUGAAAACGAAAUAUCAAAAUUAAAGGAAAAACUUAAAUUAGAUGACUUUAUUACUAAAAAAUUGAAUUCGAUAUUACAAUAAAUUGAAGAAUGA
Molecule: messenger RNA, 3296 nt
Organism: Paramecium sonneborni
Lineage: Eukaryota; Ciliophora; Oligohymenophorea; Peniculida; Parameciidae
Source: the annotation of a GenBank genome assembly